This is a messenger RNA of Suricata suricatta (meerkat), 1094 nucleotides long. RefSeq names its product transmembrane protein 53 (gene TMEM53). NCBI's taxonomy places the organism in Eukaryota, Metazoa, Chordata, Mammalia, Carnivora, Herpestidae. The record is from RefSeq and is a predicted model, not a curated record. The transcript has 4 exons. Bases 108 to 1079 code for a protein of 323 amino acids.
GAGAGGUGGGUGGUGAUUGGGCGGUGCCCAGGAGGCUCCGGGGUGAGGCGCGGGUGCGCGACCGGGAGUUCCGGCGGAGGCCAGUGCUGAGGGCCGGCGCCUUCACCAUGGCCUCGUGUGAGCUGGACUACACCAUCGAGAUCCCGGAUCAGCCCUGCAGCAGCCAGGAGAAUAGCCCCAACCAAGGCGGAAAGGAGGUGGGGACACGACAGCCUUUGGUGAUUCUCUUGGGCUGGGGUGGUUGCACCGACAAGAACCUUGCCAAGUACAGCGCCAUCUACCACAAAAGGCAGCCCAGCCCUGAUGUGCUCCCAGCUGUGGAGUGGCCCAGACCUCAAGUCUGUUGUUGCCUGAUGGGCACAAAAGCCUGGGCCAAGUGUGUUGGGCAUAGUAUGUACUCCCAGGGAUUUCUCCUUUUCUGCCAGGGCUGCAUCGUGAUCCGAUACACAGCCCCAUGGCACAUGGUCUUCUUCUCCGAGUCCCUGGGCAUCCCUUCACUUCGUGUUUUGGCCCAGAAGCUACUUGAACUACUCUUUGAUUACGAGAUUGAGAAGGAGCCCCUGCUCUUCCAUGUCUUCAGCAAUGCCGGUGUCAUGCUGUACCGAUACGUGCUGGAGCUUCUGCAGAACCAUCAGCGCUUCUGCCACCUGCGUGUGGUGGGCACCAUCUUUGACAGCGGGCCUGGUGAUAGCAACGUGGUGGGCGCUCUGCGGGCCCUGGCGGCCAUCCUGGAGCACCGGCCUGCUGUGCUGCGCCUGCUGCUCCUGGUGGCCUUCGCCCUGGUGGCAAUCCUGUUCCAUGUCCUGCUCGCUCCACUCACUGCCCUCUUCCACACCCACUUCUAUGAUAGGCUACUCAGUGCAGCCUCUCGCUGGCCUGAGCUCUACCUCUACUCGAGGGCCGACGAGGUGGUCCUGGCCAGGGAUGUGGAACGCAUGGUGGAGGCACGCCUGGCACACCAGGUCCUGGUGCGCUCUGUGGACUUUGUGUCAUCUGCACACGUCAGCCAUCUUCGCGACUACCCUGCUUACUACACAAGCCUCUGUGUCAACUUCAUGCACAGCUGUGUCCACUGCUGAGCUCCUUGCCCCACC